GGGGCGGGCGGGGAGGUGGGGGGGGACGGUCUCCUCCCCCCGCAGCGUUGAGAAAUCUCAGUGAGUCACCGAGUGGUUCUGCAUAUUAAUGAGAGAGCUCGCUGCGAGGGCAGGAGCGGAUUUAAAAGAGGCCUGGGCGGGCGGAGGGAGGCUGUGGUGAGAGUUCCGAGCGCCGAGCGCAGCGCACAGCCUCCGCCGCCAGGCACCCACCGACGGGGAGCCGCGGGCGCCAGCGAGCCGGGAGGCGCGCUCCGGACCUCCAGGCGUGUGCGGGCCAGUGGCAGCGACGGGCGGGCGCCCUUCCGAGUCCCUGCUCCCGUGCCGCGCCCCUCCGGCCAGCAUGAGGUUCCUGACCGCCGCGCUGCUGCUGCUGCUCCUGGCGCUGUGCGCCGUGCGCGUGGACGGGUCCAAGUGCAAGUGCUCCCGGAAGGGGCCCAAGAUCCGUUACAGCGACGUGAAGAAGCUGGAAAUGAAGCCAAAGUACCCGCACUGCGAGGAGAAGAUGGUGAUCAUCACCACCAAGAGCGUGUCCAGGUACCGGGGUCAGGAGCACUGUCUGCACCCCAAGCUGCAGAGCACCAAGAGGUUCAUCAAGUGGUACAACGCCUGGAACGAGAAGCGCAGGGUCUACGAAGAAUAGGGUGGAGAAUCCCAGAUGGGCAAAUUUCACGGCGGUGAGAGGUGCACAAAGGACUUUGCCGAUUCUCAGAACAAACCAACCCUUUCUUUCUCACAGGCAUAAGACACACAUUACAUACUGUUACCAAGCACUUUUUACCGAGGGUCAGUUUUUACAUUUUAUAGCUGUGUGCAAAAGGCUUCCAGAUGUGAGACCCCCUUUCUCUCUUGCGCUCCAGACUUCAUCACAGGCUGUUUGGGACUGAAAAGGGGAAACUCAUGACUUUGUAAAAGAAAAAAAAAAAGACAGGAAAAAAAAAAAGACCACUUUUUAAAAAAAAUUUGUCCCGACAUUUGAGCUUUAUAAGCGUCUGGGAGGAAAGGGAGCUUUGGUCGAGACAUUUCAUAGCAGCGCUGUGCCCUUGCUCGUGGCGAAGCUGCCACACUAAGGUCCUGGCUCCCGGAGCAGCUGCCCCGAGCUCUCGGGGCCUCCACGUGGGUUGCAGUUCAGGGGGGAGCCAUUGAGGUCCCCACUGCCAUCGAGCAGACAGGACCAGAUCACUGCGUCCUGAGAAAUAAGUUUUCUGCCCCCCGGGGUUUAUUUUCUCACACGUUAGCAAACAGCUCCAAGAUCCCGUGAAGCAAGUGGCCUUUGGGAGGAGGCUGGGUCUUCUCCCCAGCCCGAGGCAUGGGAGUGGUGCUGGCUUCGGGACUUAGUGCUUCCAAAAAGCACAGGAGCACGGGGAGCCCCUACACCGCAAGGGAGAACCUUGGGAGAAAACGCAAACACGGUCGCACACAUAACGUGUCCACACAGACACCUUCUGAUGACAAGGGAGACAAACUUCCCCACCUGUUCCUUCCCUGUCACAAGGAACACGCAGCAUGAAACCGUCCACCCACCAUUCCCGCCGACUUCUCCCACACAGCAAGGCAGCCCUUCUGGGAGACCACGACGAGCCCCCGCCCUUCCCUUUGUACAUACAUACUAUCCCCGUAAGGAGCCCCCGCCCUGCCCCUGUAGCUUAUGCUGCCCUGUAUUGCCCUGUCAUAUGCCCCAGAGCCACCAGAGCCUGGGAGCUUUGCAUGCAGGUUUCAUAUUCUUUGUAAGACAAAAAUAAAGGUAAUAAAAAUAUAUUUGAAAUGCACCAAAA
Messenger RNA from Sorex araneus (European shrew), 1772 nucleotides. RefSeq names its product C-X-C motif chemokine ligand 14 (gene CXCL14). Gene Ontology annotation, cellular component: extracellular region. The record is from RefSeq and is a predicted model, not a curated record. Gene Ontology annotation, molecular function: chemokine activity. Bases 341 to 640 code for a protein of 99 amino acids. NCBI's taxonomy places the organism in Eukaryota, Metazoa, Chordata, Mammalia, Eulipotyphla, Soricidae. Gene Ontology annotation, biological process: antimicrobial humoral immune response mediated by antimicrobial peptide; cell chemotaxis. The transcript is spliced from 4 exons.